Messenger RNA from Arctia plantaginis, 216 nucleotides. The record is from the annotation of a GenBank genome assembly. Lineage: Eukaryota; Metazoa; Arthropoda; Insecta; Lepidoptera; Erebidae.
AUGUUUCGUGGGAACCUCUUCGUAGGGGGAGUCACAUUCACCGUGAGCAGCCUACGAGACGACGUGACAAGUAUCGCAGUCGAAGUAGCAGCUAUGAGCAGCGGCGGCAACAUCGUUCCAGCCGAGGCGUGGAUGAGAGACAUAGCAGGCGAGACCGUAGCAGAAGCGCAGAAUACAGGUCAGAGUGUCAAACACCUCCACGUCCUGGUCGCGUGA